CUUGCGUCUUACACGCUUGGUCCUACACCAUCACCUCCACAACGGUAACCAAGGAAAAGUUUCCCUUUAUAUGUUCACUCUAUUUGCCAUCAUUUCUCUGCCACCUAGGUUCUUUCUGAAGCUUCUUUUGUGCAUAUACAAUUACUCUCUCUCUCUCUCUCUCUCUCUUCUCUUCUACAAGUUAAUGUAUGCUACACUAUAUAACUCAAUUCACACUCCUUAGCUAAUUGCUUCUAUUUGCACAUGGAACUUAAGAUACGUAGUUGCCUCUUGUUUCUCUUUGGUCUUAUAUCGGGUUCCCAAGCCUACACAUUCUACGUUGGGGGAAAUGAUGGGUGGGUUUUGAACCCUUCUGAGAAUUAUAAUCACUGGGCUGAAAGGAACAGGUUCCAAGUCAGUGACACUCUUGUUUUUAAGUAUAACAAGGGAACAGACACGGUGUUGGAGGUGAGCAAGGAGGAUUAUGAGAAAUGUAACAAGAAGAACCCGAUCAAGAAGUGGGAGGAUGGUGAUUCGGUGUUCCAGUUUGAUCGAUCGGGUCCUUUUUACUUCAUCAGUGGGAAGGAUGAAAAUUGUGAAAAGGGUCAGAAAUUGAUUAUUGUGGUGUUGGCUGUGAGAGAACCACCUCCUUAUUCUCCAAAACCUCCAAAUACUCCUCCCUAUGUUCCUAUUCCUCCACAAACUCCUUCCCCUCCUUAUGUUCCAAAACCUCCUCAUCCUCCUACUGUUCCAACUCCUCCAAAAUCUCCUUAUCCACCCUAUGUUCCAACACCUCCCCACACUCCUUCCCCUGUUUAUACUCCUCCCAGUGUUCCUUAUCCUCCUAAAGCACCAGGACCGAUUAAUCAUCCACCCUAUGUUCCAACACCUCCACAAACACCUUCUCCUGGUUAUACUCCCCCCAGUGUUCCUUCACCUCCAAAAGUACCAUCACCAAUUAUUCAUCCACCUUAUGUUCCAAUCCCUCCAAAAACACCUUCUCCUGGCUAUAGUCCUCCUACGGUUCCUUCUCCUCCAAAAGCACCAUCGCCAAUUAAUCACCCUCCCUAUGUUCCAACACCUCCAAAAAUUCCUUCUCCUGUUUAUAGUCCCCCCAAAGUUCCCACUCCUCCUCAAACGCCUUCUCCUGUUUAUACUCCUCCCAAUGUUCCUUAUCCUCCAAAAGCACCAUCACCUAUUAAUCAACCACCCUAUGUUCCAACCCCUCCAAAAACACCUUCUCCUGGUUACACCCCUCCCAAUGUUCCUUCUACUCCAAAAGCACCAUCACCAUCUAAUCACCCUCCAUAUGUUCCAACACCUCCAAAAACACCUUCUCCAAGUUAUAGUCCUCCCAGCACUCCAACUCCUCCAAACUCACCAUCACCUUCUAAUCACCCUCCCUAUGUUCCAACACCUCCCAAAACACCUUCUCCUACUUACACUCCUCCCAAUGCUCCAACUUCUCCAAAAGCACCAUCACCUUCUAAUAAUCCACCCUAUGUUCCAACACCACCGCAAACACCUUCUCCUGUUUAUGCUCCUCCCAAUGUUCCUUCCCCAGGAAAUCAACCUCCACAUCUCCCAACUCCUCCAAACACUCCAUCCCCUACUUCUCAGCCACCCUACAUCCCAACCCCUCCAAAAACCCCUUCUCCUAGUCAUACUCCUCCAAACACUAGUCCCUCCCCUAUCUCGCAACCUCCCUACAUUCCAACACCCCCACAAACACCUUCUCCUACUCAUCAACCACCCUCUGUUCCAACAAUUCCAUCUCCAACUUCUCAGCCACCUUACAUGCCAACGCCACCAAAAACUCCUUCUCCUACUUCCCAACCUCCUUACGUUCCAACACCUCCAAACACUCCCAAUUCCCCAUUCUCUCAGCCCCCAUUAGCACAAUCACCCCAUGGAAUGGCACCACUUUCACCAACAUCACCGUAUCCAUCCACAAACCCUCCCUCACCUUCAGUUUCAACUGCACCGGCAUACCCACCGUCGAACCUCACUCCUGCAACUUCUCCGGUGCCGGUCACAACAUCACCGCCAUCUCAGCCACCUUCAGUUUCAACUGCACCGGCAUACCCUCCCUCGCUCCACACUCCGACGACUGCUCCGGUGCCGGCCACAACAUCGCCGCCAUACUUGUCUCCGCCCGCCAUCACUCCCACCGCUUCUCCUACGGCGUCACUUCCGGCGGCAUCAACUCCCUCACCGUCAUCGUCGACGACGUCUCCGCGAUCGUCACAAACGCCAUCAUCUAGUCCCGGCGCUAAUGCAACGCCGUCUUCGUCAAAUGAAACGGCGCCGGCCAAGCGAAACGGCGCGUCGUCUGCAACGCCGUCUGGGUUAGCGGUGUAUUUGCUAACCAUUUUCGUUGGUGCUGCUCUAAGUACUAUUCUUGGAUAGAAAAUCGGACAUAUUAGUAUUUUUUAUUUUUUAUUACAUAAUUUGUGAACAUUUUUAUUUUAUUUUUGUUAUGAUAAUGUUGUUAUAUGGAAAUAUGAGGCCAGUCUCAUAAUUAAUUUUAUGUCUAAUCUUUAUAUUUUAUGUUUAGCAAAGAGCCUGGAGUUGGGUUUGACCAUCAAAUUCUUUUCUUUGGUUGCAAUUUAUUUUUGCGG
Molecule: messenger RNA, 2600 nt
Organism: Abrus precatorius (Indian licorice)
Lineage: Eukaryota; Viridiplantae; Streptophyta; Magnoliopsida; Fabales; Fabaceae
Product: proline-rich extensin-like protein EPR1
Exons: 2
Coding region: 244-2388 (714 amino acids)
Cellular component (GO): plasma membrane
Molecular function (GO): electron transfer activity
Source: RefSeq, a predicted model, not a curated record